This is a messenger RNA of Xyrauchen texanus (razorback sucker), 4518 nucleotides long. Its product is annotated as ras suppressor protein 1. The coding region runs from base 149 to 982 and encodes 277 amino acids. The record is from RefSeq and is a predicted model, not a curated record. The transcript has 9 exons. Gene Ontology annotation, molecular function: protein binding. NCBI's taxonomy places the organism in Eukaryota, Metazoa, Chordata, Actinopteri, Cypriniformes, Catostomidae.
CUUUUAUAGACAUACUGUCAACUUCCGGUUGGGUUUGUGCGACUGACUUGAUACAAACAUAUUUGGUUUUACUGCCCUGAGGGUCCGAAUAUUUGUUAUUUGUAUCAGUUUUUCCUGUAUGCUUACGUUUAUUCCGCACAGUUAGAAAAUGUCUAAGUCCCUGAAGAAGAUAGUGGAGGAGAGUCGGGAAAAGAAUUUGCCAGAGGUGGACAUGUGUGACAGAGGAAUAUCAAACCUACUGGAUAUUCCUGGGCUGUUCACCUUGUCCAAUAUAACCCAAUUGGUGCUAAGUCACAACAAGCUGAAUGCUGUGCCUCCAAACAUUGCAGACCUGAAGAACUUGGAGGUAUUGAACAUGUUCAAUAACCAAAUUGAGGAGCUUCCAACCCAGAUCAGUAGCAUUCAGAAAUUGAAACACCUGAACCUUGGGAUGAACCGGUUGAGUACUCUUCCAAGAGGGUUUGGAUCUCUUCCUGCAUUAGAAGUUCUGGAUCUCACAUACAACAACCUGAAUGAGUCCUCGCUGCCCGGGAAUUUCUUUUACCUUACCACCCUGCGUGCGCUCUAUCUCAGUGACAACGAUUUUGAGAUUUUGCCCCCAGACAUCAGCAAACUGGCCAAGCUACAGAUAUUGAGUCUGAGGGACAAUGACCUCAUCUCUCUGCCCAAGGAGAUUGGAGAUCUGGCUCAGCUAAAGGAACUUCACAUUCAGGGGAACAGACUCACAGUACUGCCUCCUGAACUUGGUAACCUGGACCUGACAGGCCCAAAGCAGGUGUUUAAGGCUGAGAAUAACCCCUGGGUGACUCCUAUAGCAGACCAGUUCCAGCUGGGCGUCUCUCAUGUGUUUGAGUACAUCCGCUCGGAGACCUACAAGUAUCUUUAUGGGAGACACAUGCAGGCCAACCCUGAGGCGCCCAAAAAGAACAUGGACAAAUCCAAGAAGAUCAGCCGUAAGCCCCUGGCGGCCAAGAACAAGUGAAGAGGGCGAAGAAGAUCCAACAAUCUCUGUGCUGAACCUCACUGCACGUGCCUUCCCAAUUUAUAUUUAUUCAGAAAAUAUGUUUUAUAUUGCUUCAGUAUUAUGUUAACCACUAACCUCUGGAUGGGUCUACCAUAGAUAUGCCCCAGAAACUGAAUGUCUUUGUGUCAAGUUGUCCUUUUUGUUUUCUCGCAACAAUCUGCCUAUUUACACCAUUUAAGGCUACAGUUGAAGUCAGAAGUUUACAUACACCUUCACAAUUUAACAAUUCCUGCCAUUUAAUUUUAGAAAACAUUCCCAGUCUUAGGUCAGUUAGAAUCACUACUUUAUUUUAAGAAUGUGAAAUGUCAGAAUAAUAUUAGAGAGAAUAAUUAUUUUUUUUCAGCUUUUAUUUCUUUCAUUUAGUUCCCAUUGGGUCAGACGUUUACAUACACUUUGUAAAUAUUUGGUAGCAUUGCCUAUAACUUGUUUAACUUGGGUCAAACAUUUUGGGGAACCUUUCACAAGCUUCUCACAAUAAGUUGCUGGAAUUUUGGCCCAUUAAUCCAGACAGAACUGGUGUAACUGAGUCAGGUUUGUAGGCCUCCUUGCUCGCACAUGCUUUUUCAGUUCUGCCCACAUAUUUUCUAUCGGAUUGAUGUCAGGGCAUUGUGAUGGCCACUCUAGUACUUUUACUUUGUUGUCAUUAAGCCAUUUUGCCACAACUUUGGGGGUAUGCUUGGGGUCAUUGUCCAUUUGGAAGACCCAUUUGUGACCGAGCUUUAACUUCCCGACUGAUGUCUUGAGAUGUUGCUUCAAUAUAACCACAUAAUUUUCCUUCCUCAUGAUGCCAUCUAUUUUGUGAAGUGUCCCACCUGCUGCAAAGCACCCCCACGACAUGAUGCUGCCACCCCCAUGCUCACGGUUGGGAUGGUGUUCUUUGGCUUGCAAGCCUCACCCUUUUUCCUCCAAAUAUAACAGUGGUCAUUAUGGCCAAACAGUUACAUAAUUUUUUCUUUCAUUACCAGAGGACAUUUCUCCAAAAAGUAAGAUCUUUGUCCCCAUGUGCACUUGCAAACUAUAGUCUUGCUUUUUUAUGGUGGUUUUGGAGCAGUGACUUCUUCCUUGCAGAGCAGCCAAACAGGUUAUCUCUAUAUUGGAAUUGUUUUACUGUGGAUAUAGAUACUUGUCUACCUGUUUCCUCCAGCAUCUUCACAAGGUCCUUUGCUGUUGUUCUUGGAUUGAUUUGCACUUUUCGCACCAAACUACAUUCAUCUCUGGGAGACAGAAUGUGUCUCCUUUCUGAGCUGUAUGAAGGCUGUGUGGUCCCAUUGUGUUUGUACUAGCGUACUAUUGUUUGUACAGAUGAAUGUGGUAACUUCAGGCAUUUGGGAAUUGCUCCCAAGGAUGAAACAGACUUGUGGAGGUCCACAAUAUUUUUUCUGAGGUCUUGGCUGAUUUCUUUUGAUUUUCCCAUGAUGUCAAGCAGAGGGGCACUGAGUUUGAAAAUAUAUCCAGAGAUAAACCUCCAAUUCAGUACAUGUCCUAUCAGAAGCUAAUUGCCUAAAGGCUUGACAUAAUGUUUUGGAUUUUUCCAAGCUGCUUAUAGGCACAGUUAACUUAGUGUAUGUAAACUUGUGGCCCACUCGAAUUGUGACAUAGUCAUUUAAAAAUGAAACAAUCUGUCUGUAAACAAUUGUUGGAAAAAAUUCUAGUGUCAUGCACAAAGUACAUGUCCAAAACGAUUUGCCAAAACUAGUUUGCUAAUAUGAAAUCUGUGGAGUGGUUAAAAAAUGUAUAAAAGUUUUAAUGACUUAAACCUAAGUAUAUGUAAACUUUUGACUUCAACUGUAUGUGCCAUAUUUGUACAGUCAGAGUUAAAGGAAUAGUUUACCUAAAAAUGAAAACAUAAUUUACUCCCCCUCAUGUUGUUUUGAAGCCUUAUGCGGUUACACAAAUGGAGACAUUUUUAAGGAAAUUACUUGUGUGUUUUUUUUUACAUGCAAUUAUACAGAAUGGGAACUGGAGCUUUCAGAAUGAUGCGAAGCACCACAAAAUUAUUUUAAAAGUGAUUCAUAUAGCUUUUUGUAAGGAACAGGCUGACAUUUAAAUUGUACAAUUUGCAAACAAAUAGUUCACGGAAUGAUUCGUUCACAAAUCCAACAGAUCCAGUUUUGAGUUAAAAAAAUUAAGUGACUGGUUCAAAGUUUUCUGGAGGGUGGAGAAUUUUCCAAAAACCCAUAAAUGUUGGUCUAGUACUCACACAAAGCUACUGUUUUUAAAGCUCUAGUCACCAUUUAGUACAUUAAUUUCUUAAAAUGUCUCUUUUUUUCUUUUUUUUUUUUUUUGUACAGAAAAAAUAAGUCAUAUGGGAUGUGAAUUUUCAUUUUUGUGUGAACCAUCCAUUUAAUGGCACUCUCUUGUCAGCUAUAUCGCAUUGGACGUAAAUCAGGUUUUUUUUUUUUUGCCUAGAUCUCUUGAGAGGCAGAGGAAGUGUUGUCCUAUCCAGCCAACCACAUGUAGAGAGCAGCAAUUCUUAGUCAAUUCUGGGGGCUAGUGACAAGGUUUGUGUAUCCAUACAGGGAUUUAGCAAGAGUUCUGGGGUCUUAGUCGAGUCGGAGCAGGAUUGUGUCAGGUCUCUGGGGGGACGCCACUGACUGCGUCCUCUGCCUCUUAAUGACAGAUGUGAAUGGCUGCAAACGAAAGCUUCAGAUGGUACACACAGCAGAAUCCAGACAGAAUCAUCCCACUGGCCAUUUAAGAGGGUCAACAAGAUAUCACAUCAACACAACAGCCAUUGUUUCUCUUUGUUAUUAUUUUCAACGUAACAUGACAGUGCAACUUUUACAGAACAGGACAGUGUUUUAAAAAGCACCGGAUUGUGGUUGAAAUAAUUUAGCAAUAACAGUGACUCCCACUACGCCUUUAGGUUACGUACACUAACAUCAUCCAAUUCUGCAAAGCUUGGAUGAAUUCUAAGUUUUAAUUUUUCAGAUCUAUUGUAUAUUGUAAAAGUUCACAAUGUUUUAUUGCAAUCUCAUUAUAAAGCUGUAAUAUUUGUAAAUGUUUUAUUAGGGGCACAUGAAGCCAUGUGCAAUGUUCUGAAUAUUUUACAUUAAAAUAAAGUCACCAUUUUGUUUGACGAUUCAGCAUUUCUUAUUUCAGCAUAAAUUGUUAAUCGGUAGAAGCAUAUGACCUGUAGAGUUAUAGUGUUCUGAAAAGCACAUCACGAGAAUUUGUAAAAGAAUGGAUUUGCGAAACAUGCAGACACAUUUCUACUGCUUGUGUUUCAUUAAUUAUGUCUUAUGUAUUUUUUUGUAUUGUUUUUUUAUUGCCACAUCAAUACGACAGUUUACUUAAAAAUUAUUUUACGAACUAUUUACACAUUUGUUCUGCUCGUGUUUUACGAAUAAGGUGACAGUGACAGUUUAUGAAAAUGAUUCAUGAACCAUCAUCAUAAUAGGUAGGUCUAAUUUUUUUUAUAAAUUAUUUUAUUGACGUGUCAAUGCAGUUUACGGAAAAAGAUUUUACGAACGAUUUACACAGAAAUUGUGCUC